Anguilla rostrata (American eel) is the source of this 1543-nucleotide messenger RNA. RefSeq names its product carbonic anhydrase VIII (gene ca8). The record is from RefSeq and is a predicted model, not a curated record. The transcript is spliced from 9 exons. Bases 457 to 1302 code for a protein of 281 amino acids. Gene Ontology annotation, molecular function: zinc ion binding; carbonate dehydratase activity. Lineage: Eukaryota; Metazoa; Chordata; Actinopteri; Anguilliformes; Anguillidae.
AUUAAAACACUGCAGACAGGUUGAGAGGGUUAUAUACUGUACAACACUCUCUCUCUGGUGACACUGUGCUGCAGCCUUCAUUCAACUCUGCCAACACUGAAAGAAGGAAACCGACAGAGGGAAAGAAAGAGCGAAUUACAGAAAGAAAGAAAAAAAGUCAAGACUGUCAAUUUGCCAGCUUCUCAGAAUUCCUUCUCUUUCUCUGGGAAAAAAAGAAACUCCAGUGUUGCAAGCCUGUGCACCAUUCUCGCCAAAGACUUCCUAUAUCAGAGUGCACAUACAUCAACUGUUCACCUGCACCGGAGAAAGAAAUCAGAGAGGCCUGGCAGCAUUUGAUAUUAUCACCCGUUCACUUUUUAACUUUGAUUAGAACAAAAAGAAAGAAAGGAGAGAAAGUUUACAGAAGAUUUAUAUUCAGUUUCUUCAGAACAAAGUUUUGAAGAAGUAUCAGAUCCAAUGGCUGACCACACGAUUGAAGAAUCUGACUACUAUCCUGAAAAGGAUGAUUUGGAAUGGGGAUAUGAAGAAGGUGUGGAGUGGGGGCUGCUGUUCCCUGAGGCCAACGGAGAGUACCAGUCUCCCAUAAAUCUGAAUUCCAGGGAGGCCCGCUAUGACCCCAGGCUGCUGGAGGUGCGGCUUUCGCCGAACUAUGUGGUGUGCCGCGACUGCGAAGUCAUUAACGAUGGGCACACCGUGCGGAUAAUGCUGCGAUCAAAAUCAGUGGUCACAGGAGGCCCGCUUCCCAGUGACCAUGAGUAUGAGCUGCACGAAGUCCGCUUCCACUGGGGUAAAGAGAACCAGAGAGGCUCAGAGCACACUGUCAACUUUAAGGCCUUUCCAAUGGAGCUCCAUCUGAUCCACUGGAACAGUACACUCUACAGCAGCAUUGACGAGGCUUUGGGAAAGAGAAAUGGCAUUCUCACGAUUGCUUUAUUUGUACAGAUAGGGAAAGAACAUCUAGGACUGAAGGCAGUAACCGAGGUGCUUCAGGACUUACAGUACAAGGGGAAGACCAAAAUAAUACCCUGCUUUAACCCUAACACAUUACUCCCUGACCCCCUCCUGAGGGAUUACUGGGUCUAUGAGGGCUCCCUCACCAUGCCGCCCUGCAGCGAGAAUGUCACGUGGAUCCUGUACCGCUACCCUCUGACCGUCUCACAGUUCCAGAUUGAGGAGUUUCGGAGACUGAGGUCCCAUGUCAAAGGGGCGGAGCUCCUAGAAGGCAAUGACGGCAUUUUGGGUGACAACUUCCGGCCGACCCAGCCCCUCAGUGACAGAGUGGUCAGAGCAGCCUUCCAGUAGGCAUCAGUGACCCUGGACUUUAUCCAUCAUAAAAACCAACAAAAUAACAAGACGCAUGACAUGGCGGCAGUGAACUGUUCGGCAUCGGAUUCGAAUGUGCCUGUUUACUAGUAUUUGAGUCUGAAGGUGUGUUUCUCCUGCUUCACCAUUAGAAGAUGAAGAAUCUUAACGUGUAGCAAAAUUCUUAGCAUUAAAUCAACUCUGACAGACUGCCUAUACUAAUGAUGCAUUGCAGGGGUGU